Molecule: messenger RNA, 1003 nt
Organism: Puntigrus tetrazona (Sumatra barb)
Lineage: Eukaryota; Metazoa; Chordata; Actinopteri; Cypriniformes; Cyprinidae
Product: microfibril-associated glycoprotein 4-like
Exons: 5
Coding region: 122-859 (245 amino acids)
Biological process (GO): elastic fiber assembly
Source: RefSeq, a predicted model, not a curated record
UACACGAAUGACUUUAAAAGAUGCUUUCAUGCUGAUAAGUUGAGUUGAGAAACCUGUAAAUGGUCAAAAUAAAGGACUCAGUGACAGAAGACCAGAAUCUGAACAUCUCUGCCUGAACAUCAUGAAACAAACGAUGAAGGUGUUUGUCGCGGUUCUGCUCUCUGUUUUCACGGCGUCUGUUGUUUGUGGAUACAGACCAUUCGACUGCUCUGAACUUUAUAAAUCAGGACGGACGGCCAGCGGGAUCUACUCCAUCUAUCCUGCAGGAGAUGUUCCUGUCUGGGUUCACUGUGACAUGAUCUCAGAUGGGAAAGAUGAAGAUAAAGGAGGAUGGACGGUGAUUCAGAGGAGAAUGGACGGCAGUAUUAAUUUCUAUCAGCCGUGGAGAAAGUACACAAUAGGGUUCGGGACCACCGAGAGUGAAUACUGGCUGGGGCUGGAGAACAUGUAUCAGCUGACACGAAACAGGAAGUACAUGCUGAGAGUGGAUCUGGAGGACUUUCAAGGAAGGAAGGGUUUCGCUCAGUACUCGUCUUUCUCUGUCGGUCCUGAAGCUGAUGGGUAUAAACUACAAGUUUCAGGAUUCAAAGAUGGAGGAGCUGGUGACUCUUUGUCCUAUCAUAACGGACAGAAGUUCUCCACCUUCGACAAAGACCAGGACAACGACAGCAGAAACUGUGCCAGACUGUAUCUCGGGGGAUAUUGGUACAAUCAGUGUUACCGCUCAAACCUCAACGGUGUGUAUUUAUGGGGAGAAGAUGACACUCAUUUUGCCAUCGGAGAUGUUUGGCACACCUGGAAGAAGAAUUAUGCCAUGGGCAUGAAAUCUAUCAGCAUGAAGAUCAAAGCUGCUCUCUAGAAACAUCUGAUGCUGUUUUCACUAUAUUACAAAUGAAAACGUUUUAUUUUGUUCAGUGCAAGCGAAUGAACGAUUACCUGCUUUUGCUCUUUUGAUUGACUGUUAUAUAAGUGAACUUCCAAAUAAACUCCUGCAUCAAAAGCA